GAAUCACACAGACCGCACGUAUCAUUAGGGGGCACCCAAGAGAGACAGGGAAAAAAAAAAAUAGAACCAGUUUACACACAUUGGGCCUGGGGCUCAAGCAUCUUUUUAAGUGCGGUAAUAAAACGUUGACACCACCUCCCUAAGAAGUCCUGGCCAAUGGGAGACCAUUAAGCCAACUUUUAUUUGGCUUCCGAAAACGCUUCAACAGCCCCUACGUGGCCGCUCGCACUCACUCGUCAACAUGCGCAGGUAGGACCCGGCUGAGGGGUGGAGGAUUCUAUAAUCGACUUCAGCUCCAGCAUCCGUAUUGCAUCGCCAAGCCUCCAUCGCAGUGAAACAUGGUCUUCUGCUCCUCUGCUUUGACGAGAAGGCAGCCAUGUGCCGUGACGGCAUGGACAUACUUGCCUGUUUGCGUGGCCCUCCUGCUUGCUCCUGCACUUGGACAACUGGACUUUAACCGACUGGAUGGCGAUACUGUCUGCCCACCUAUGAGAAGCGGACAGGAUGAUCUUCCAGGUUUUGAUUUGAUCACCCAGUUCCAGCUGGAUGUCAUCCCCCUGAAAGGCGUGAGGAAGGUCGACGGCUCCACUCCUCUCCAGGUGGCCUACCGCCUGGACCGGGAGGCCAACUUUCAAAUUCCAACCAUGCUGAACUUUCCCCGUGGAUUCCCGGAUGAGUAUUCCUUCAUGGUGACAUUCCGCAUGAUCAAGAACACAGUGAGCAAGGUGUGGAACGUCUGGCAAAUAGUCGACGAGGACGGCCGCAAGCAGGCCGGGAUGAGGCUCAACGGAGACCAGCAGUCCCUGGAGUACUUCCUGACGAGCCCUGACGGCAACCUGCAGACCGUCACCUUCUCUGGCCUGUCUGUGCUCUUUAACACCAAGUGGCACAAGGUGAUGAUCGGCGUCGAGCGCGACCGGGUCACGCUCUACGUGGACUGCCAGCCCGUGGACCAGAAGCCCAUCAAGGGCAAAGGGCCCAUUAACACGGAGGGAGACACUCUUAUAGGCAGGCUUGACGCUGAUCCCGAGGCCUCCGUGGUGUUUGAGCUCCAGUGGAUGCUGAUUCACUGCGACCCAAAGAGAGCCCGGCGAGAGAGCUGCAAUGAGCUGCCUGCCACCGAGAUGUUUGCCAAUGCGGAGCCUGACAGAUCAGUCCCAGGUCCCCCUGGUGCCACCGGCCCUGAAGGUCCUCGGGGUCCUGCAGGAGAAGACGGCAGAGAUGGACGAGAUGGUGUUCCGGGGUCUCCUGGCAUGCCAGGUGCAGCUGGCAGCAAAGGUGAGCAGGGGGAAAUUGGACUUCCAGGGCAGCGAGGCCUACCUGGUCUUCCAGGACCUGCUGGUUCUCCUGGCCCAAUGGGUCCUCGAGGGCUAGUGGGCGAGAGAGGUCUUCCUGGUUUUCCCGGGCCUGCAGGUCCUGCUGGCCCAGCAAUUGAAGGACCUGCUGGACCACCAGGAAAACCGGGAAUCCCGGGAGAUGAAGGGAAUAUCGGACCUGAGGGUCCACCAGGACCCAAAGGGGCUAAUGGAAACCCGGGACCUCCAGGGAUUCCAGGACCUCCUGGUCCAGUGGGGCCGCCUGGUGCCAGUGGUGAGGGAAGUGGGGAAUCUUGCCCCGCAGCCUGCCCUGCUGGACCCCAGGGACUGGCUGGGCUACCAGGCAUGAAGGGACAUAAAGGUAUGCCAGGUGAAAAUGGCAAAGAUGGUCUACCUGGAGAAAAGGGAGACACUGGACCCGAAGGUCCUCGAGGUACGCCAGGUCGCAUGGGAGAUGACGGCCAAAGAGGAGCCAUUGGAUUACCUGGUACAACUGGAGAAAAAGGAGAUAGAGGUCCUCCAGGUUUCAAUGGAAUGCCUGGACCCACCGGCCCACCUGGGGCUCCCGGUGUGGAGGGAUUGCGUGGACGUCAAGGUUUGGAGGGACCCAAGGGUGAUGAAGGAGCAAUAGGCCCUCAAGGAGAGCAGGGUAUUCAAGGAGAAAAGGGAGAUGUUGGAGCGCCAGGCAAAGAUGGCCUUGAUGGAAUUUCUGGAGUUGAUGGUGCCAAGGGAGAGCCUGGUCCAGCCGGAAUAGUUGGUGUGAGGGGCGUUGUGGGUAUUCCGGGGCUUCCUGGUAAACAGGGAGUAGUUGGACCUUCUGGUGAAAAGGGUGACACCGGUGCUGAUGGAGCCACUGGGCCAAUUGGGCUUCCAGGCAAAACUGGCGAGGCCGGAACACCUGGAGAAGAUGGAAAACCAGGAGAUAAAGGGUCAACUGGUGAACCAGGGAAACAAGGGCCAGUGGGGCCUGCGGGUCCUCCAGGCAUCGAGGGUGAAAAGGGACAAAAAGGCGACAGUGGGGAAAAAGGAAUCAAAGGUCACACUGGACACAAGGGGGAUCAGGGGCCAAUGGGACCAGAGGGACCAAAAGGAAGUUUGGGUGAUACAGGUCUUGCUGGAGAUCCUGGAGUCAAGGGGGACCAGGGCCCACCUGGUAUUCCUGGAAUUAAAGGAGAGCAUGGCUCAAAGGGCGUCAGAGGAGCAACCGGCGCAGAAGGCAGACCAGGUCAGCCAGGCCACGAGGGUUUGGCUGGUCCAAUGGGAGCCCGAGGACUCGAGGGAGAGCCGGGAAUACCUGGAGCGCCGGGUCCCAGAGGUCUGCCUGGCCCUAGAGUGAGUGAUGACAGGCUUCGGGAUAUGUGUUCGGCUGUUGUUGAAGAACAAUUAGCAGAAUUCAUGAAAGAUUUUCUAAAGAGGCCUGCUGCCCUGGGAGCCCCUGGCGUCCCAGGAAUAGCGGGACCACCGGGCCCUGCCGGAGCUGACGGAGCGCCGGGAUCACCGGGAGCUCAAGGGCCGAUGGGUGCCAAAGGCCACCCGGGAUUCUUUGGGAUCCCGGGUGCACCAGGCAAGAAAGGUGAUCCUGGAGCUAAGGGAGAUAAAGGAGAUAAGGGCGAAGCCGGUGUGGGAAUCAAAGGAAGCGCAGGACUCCCAGGUGCACCAGGUGUUGCAGGUGCUCCUGGCAUCGGCAAAGAUGGCAAAGACGGAGAACGUGGAGAACAAGGAAGCCCCGGUGUCCCAGGAGCUGCCGGUCCAAAGGGUCCUCCUGGUCCACCGGGUCUUUGUGACCCAUCAACCUGCAUAAACCGAAACCCAGCACCUCUCUUCAUGUACAGCGGGAAGAAGUCGGGCGCUUACAAAAAAAAGUGAGACAUCAGCGCUCGUUUGGCACACUCAGGUCUGCAACUUUCAAGCGACAGCGUUUCUCGGCUGGUCCACAAGUCUAGUUUUGAUCUUCUUGAUGAGUCUACGUUGGAACUGCGGAUGAUAGCGACACAAAGGGAAUCAAGACAAGGCACAACUGUAGAAAUUGUAUAGAUAUUUGGACUUGCGUGAAACUUUAAUGGGAGCUUAUCUGAAGGUGAGAUGCUGCGAAGAAUGAGCUUCUGACUUUAGCAAAACAAAUAUGAACAAACUGUAAAAUAGGAAA
Messenger RNA from Hippocampus comes (tiger tail seahorse), 3462 nucleotides. It is a transcript of the gene col9a1c, whose product is annotated as collagen, type IX, alpha 1c. The coding region runs from base 339 to 3182 and encodes 947 amino acids. The transcript has 38 exons. Gene Ontology annotation, cellular component: extracellular matrix. NCBI's taxonomy places the organism in Eukaryota, Metazoa, Chordata, Actinopteri, Syngnathiformes, Syngnathidae. The record is from RefSeq and is a predicted model, not a curated record.